UAUUCUUGAUUUCUUUCAGCCGACGAUUCCGCCCCAAGAAUUCCAAAAAGAAGAACUCUUCCCAAGCGCGCUGACAGGUAGAAAAAGAUGGUGAAGGUGCGCAUGAACACGGCCGAUGUGGCCGCCGAGGUGAAGUGCUUGCGGAGGUUGAUCGGUAUGCGAUGUUCAAAUGUAUAUGAUCUCUCUCCUAAGACAUACGUAUUCAAGCUUAUGAAUAGCAGUGGGAUUACGGAGUCUGGGGAGAGCGAGAAGGUAUUGUUAUUGAUGGAAAGUGGUGUCAGGUUGCAUACUACUGUAUAUAUGCGUGACAAAAGCAACACUCCUUCUGGUUUUACUCUCAAACUGAGGAAGCAUAUUCGGACUAGAAGGCUUGAGGAUGUACGGCAACUUGGGUAUGAUCGGAUUAUUCUCUUUCAAUUUGGGAUGGGUGAGAACGCAUAUUAUAUUAUAUUGGAGCUAUAUGCCCAGGGGAACAUCCUCCUCACAGAUUCUAAUUUUACUGUCUUGACUCUACUCAGAUCACACAGGUAGGUGGUUUGUUUUUGCUUUCUAAUUUUGAUGUGCAGUCCAUUUGCAAUAUAAGCAAAAUUAAGAUUCGAUGCAGGUAGUAUUAUGGAUAUAUUUGCUGAGCUUGGUUACGCUAGCUUGUGACUCAAGUGAGGGCAUAACUACAUUAUGAAAAAAUGGUUAAUGUCAGUAUUAACUGUUAAAAAUUGAAAAGAAGUAUUAAGGAUAUAUUUCACUGGUUCAGAUGUGGUGAGAUAUUUAUUUUUCCAUACUGUUUAUGUAGAUUUUGA
Molecule: messenger RNA, 797 nt
Organism: Neltuma alba
Lineage: Eukaryota; Viridiplantae; Streptophyta; Magnoliopsida; Fabales; Fabaceae
Product: nuclear export mediator factor NEMF homolog
Exons: 4
Coding region: 88-531 (147 amino acids)
Biological process (GO): ribosome-associated ubiquitin-dependent protein catabolic process; rescue of stalled cytosolic ribosome
Cellular component (GO): RQC complex
Molecular function (GO): tRNA binding; ribosomal large subunit binding
Source: RefSeq, a predicted model, not a curated record